AUGCGUUUCCUGUCGACCGCUCUAUUUCUGCCCGCCAUAUUGGCAGAAAGGCUAGUUAUCCCAGAGGUUCAAAAUGCAACAAUUUCUCAUCAAGGUAUAUCGGCAUUCAACACCAACAAGGCGACUUACAAGGUCUAUCGUAAUGUCAAGGACUACGGCGCGAAAGGAGAUGGCAAGACCGAUGAUACCGCUGCUAUCAACAAGGCCAUCAGUGACGGCAGCAGAUGUGCUCCAGGAUCCUGCUCAUCGUCAAGCACAACAAACGCUGUCGUUUACUUCCCCGCUGGAACUUAUAUCGUUUCUUCAUCCAUCAUCGACUACUAUGCCACCAAUCUGAUUGGUAACCCGAACAAUAUGCCCGUUCUGAAAGCCACCGCCGGUUUCUCUGGAUUUGGUGUCAUAGAUGGUGCUGUGUACCAAGCCGGUGGCUCCCUGCCGUAUGGAGCGACGAACAUUUUCUGGCGGCAAGUCAAGAACUUCGUCAUUGACCUGACAGCUAUCCCAGCAGCCACUGAGGCGACUGGUAUUCACUGGCCCACCGCUCAAGCGACGAGCUUACAGAACAUUGUGUUUAAAAUGUCUACCAACUCAGGCACUAAACACCAAGGUGUCUUCAUUGAAUCUGGCUCUGGUGGUCUUUUGAACGACCUUGUCUUCAACGGUGGUCUGUAUGGAGCCGUGUUUGGAAACCAGCAGUUCACCGUCCGAAACCUCACCUUCAACAAUGCUGUCACUGCUAUUUAUCAGCUUUGGGACUGGGACAAUUGUACAGUAGGUCUCGACAUGGCUACCCGUGAUUCGAGCGGCGAAACCGUUGGAUCCGUUACCUUCUUCGACAGUUCCUUCACCAACACCAAGAUCGCAUUCAACAUCUCCCGCUCCACAAAGUCGACGCCAACAACAGGCGGUAGUCUCGCAAUCGAAAACGUCGCCCUAAAGAAUGUUCCCACCGCGAUCCUAUACGGCCCGACAAAAAGCACCCUCCUCGCCGGAACCACAGGUUCGACCACAAUCGCCAGCUGGGUCAGCGGCAAUGUAUACAAUCCAACCGGCCCUAAGACAACCGCCGGUGCUAUCACCCCUCCCACGCGUCCCGCCGUCCUCGUAAGCAACGGCAAGUACUACGAGCGCUCGAAGCCAUCCUACGCCAACCUAGCCUCGACCUCAUUCACCUCAGUCCGAACAGGCGGGGCUAAAGGUGACGGCACAACCGACGACACCGCGGCCUUGCAACGCGUUAUAAUCGCCGCCGCUAGCGCGGGUAAAGUAGUAUACUUCGACGCGGGUACAUACAAAGUCACGAAGACGCUGUUAAUCCCGGCGGGUAGUAAGAUCGUGGGUGAGGGUUACCCGGUGAUUAUGUCGAGUGGGUCGUUCUUUAAUAAUAUCAAUGCGCCGCAGGUUGUUGUGCAGAUUGGAAAUGCGGGAGAUUCGGGUACGGUGGAGUGGAGUGAUAUGAUUGUGUCCACGCAGGGCGCGCAGGCUGGUGCAAUUUUAAUUAGGUGGAAUUUGAAUUCGCCUGCUAGCUCGCCGAGUGGUAUGUGGGAUGUACACACUAGGAUUGGAGGGACCACGGGGUCGAGCUUGUCCCUGGCAAAUUGCCCGUCGACCCCGUCGUCUACGACGGUGAAUAGUAACUGUAUUGCGGGAUACAUGUCAAUGCAUGUGUCUAAGACGGCGGCGCGGCUGUACAUGGAGAAUGUAUGGCUAUGGGCUGCGGACCACGACGUCGAUGACAAGUCCCUCACGCAGAUCAAGGUGUACGCGGGUCGCGGGUUAUUGGUCGAAUCGACGGUUGGUACACUCUGGCUUGUUGGUACCAGCAUUGAACACCACGUCCGAUACCAAUACCAAUUCAGCAAGACGCAGAAUAUCUUCGCUGGCCAGAUUCAAUCUGAAACCCCCUACCACCAGCCCAACCCUGGCGCUCGGCAGCCGUUCCCCCUGAACACGACGAUCGAUGACCCCAACUUCGAUAUCUUGUGCCCGCAAGGCUCGUCGCCAACUACCUGCUCCGAAGCGUGGGGACUCCGUGUUAGCGCCAGCAAGAGCGUGCUUGUCUACGGUGCUGGAUUGUAUUCGUUCUUCAACAACUUUAGCACGUCUUGCUCCGCCAAGGGCGCGAGUUCGCUAUGCCAGACAGGCAUUGUUCAGUACGACUCCGCAAGCACGACAGGCUUCUUCAUCUACGGAUUGAACACCGUUGGCGCGUAUGGUAUGGUGUAUCGCGAUACGACUAAGCUCGCGGACUAUGCGGCAAACGUCAACGUAUUCCCGAGUUCGAUUAUCGCGUUUACUAGUAACAACUAA
Messenger RNA from Hypoxylon trugodes, 2310 nucleotides. Its product is annotated as glycoside hydrolase family 55 protein. Lineage: Eukaryota; Fungi; Ascomycota; Sordariomycetes; Xylariales; Hypoxylaceae. The record is from RefSeq and is a predicted model, not a curated record. The transcript is spliced from 5 exons. Gene Ontology annotation, molecular function: polygalacturonase activity. The coding region runs from base 1 to 2310 and encodes 769 amino acids.